Messenger RNA from Scomber scombrus (Atlantic mackerel), 8755 nucleotides. It is a transcript of the gene tnrc6ba, whose product is annotated as trinucleotide repeat containing adaptor 6Ba. Gene Ontology annotation, biological process: positive regulation of nuclear-transcribed mRNA poly(A) tail shortening; miRNA-mediated post-transcriptional gene silencing. The record is from RefSeq and is a predicted model, not a curated record. Gene Ontology annotation, molecular function: nucleic acid binding. Bases 166 to 6687 code for a protein of 2173 amino acids. Lineage: Eukaryota; Metazoa; Chordata; Actinopteri; Scombriformes; Scombridae. The transcript is spliced from 22 exons. Gene Ontology annotation, cellular component: nucleoplasm; P-body.
GCGUCGCUGUUGUCUCGACGAAUGCCUCAAAAAAGCUAAAAGAAAAAAGAAAAAAAAGAAAGAAAAAUCGCACUGAAGCACUUUAGCUAAGCUAGCUAGCGCGCUAGCUUCUCUUCAUAUGUGAUUCUCGAGAAGAACGGAGCAUCAGGACAGGAGCAGUAGUUCAUGGAAGACAAGAAAAGGAAAAAAGACGAUAAAAGGAAAAGGGAAGCCUCUCAGAAGGUUACUGAACAAAAGAACAAAGUGCUAGACUUGACCAAGCCGGCAUCUGCCCAGCCUCCUGCCACUCAGAGCAGCUCUGCCUCCCCCAGCCCUGGACCCACCCCCUCUGCUUCCCCAUCCCCAGCCACCUCGGGCCCUGGCAGUGCUGCCACCCAGUCACAGGGUGGCAACAAUGCCAAGCGCCUGGCGGUGGCCAACGGACAGCCCACCUCCACCACCAGUUCUUCCUCCAUCGCUGGCGGCCCCAGUGCUACUGGAAACGGGAGUGCAAGUAGCGGAGGCGGAGCCCAGGCGCCUCAGCAGCAACCCCGCUACAUGCCGAGAGAAGUGCCGCCGCGAUUCCGCUGCCAGCAGGACCAUAAAGUGCUACUGAAGAGGGGUCAACCGCCACUGUCCUCCAUGCUGCUGGGAGGAGGAGGAGGAGGGGACGGCCCCAAUGCAAACAUGGCUGCUGUCUCAGAUUCCAGUGCAGCUGCCUCCUCAUUGGCCCUCACCUCAUCAUCAGUUGCUGCUUCUACUACUACUUCUAAUUAUGCAAAUUCCAUGUGGGGGGCGAGCUCAGGCAGCCAAACCUCCUCUCAGGGCAGGGAGAAGGUGAUUGUCGAUGGCAACGACCUGGAGGAGUGGCCUAGCAUCGCUGGCAAUGAUGGGGGAGGAAGUUCUUUCGCCGUGGCUGGAGGGGGCAGCAGCAACAACGGAAUGCCUGUGAACAGCAUCAGUGCCUCUGGCAACCAAUCUUCACCCACUUCCUUGUUCUCUUUGCCCAAUGAAUGUAUGCAGUCGUCCAACGGUGUGGCAUGGGGGACGGCUGCCUCCCAGGGUCAUCUUGGAGGAGGGAAUACAGUAGCUGCAGCUGGGCCUCUGCUACAACAGCCCUCCUCACUUUCCAAAGCCUCCGCUGUGCCAGGGAGCCAUGAUGCCAGUGGCCCCGUUGAUGGCAGCAGUGGGAUUCCAGGUGCCAACUUCAAUCCAAAUGCCAACCCUUCGGCCUGGCCUGCCCUGGUGCAGCAGGAUGGGCCUGCUGCUGCAGGGGAAGGAGGUCAGUCUUCCUUCCAUCACCAGGGCCCUGGAGGGUCUUUGUCUGCCAACAACUCUGCUUCCCUGGGGCUGGGAGCCGGGACAGUUGGGGUGUUGGGGGGUCACCCACCUUUAUCUGUGAAUCAAUCAAGCACCCAUCAGCACCAACUUCACCAAAUGCAAUCCAGAGACAGAGAGAUGGGAGGGGGGAAGUGGGACAGCGAAUCAGCGGGACCAAAAAUCGCAGGGGGGGAAGGGAUUGGGGGAGGAAUGGACCGUGGUGUGGGAGGAGGCGGGAUGAGUGUGGGAGAUCACAGCCUUACCUCCUCAUGGAGAGGCCAGCCUUCUUACCCUGCAGCUAACUCCAAAACGGGUGCCUCUAGGACUGACGGAUGGGAGGGCGGAGGAAGUGGCACAGGGGGAUUCGGAGCUGCUGAAGGGGAUACUGGGACCUCGAGUUGGGGGUAUCCAAGUUCCACUAGCGGGGUUAAUGCUUGGGGUAGCGCUGGAACUGGGGGAAACGGUAGUCAAACCUCCGGGGUAUCUCAGGGAGGGUGGGGCUCAUCAGGAGUAGGAGGGGAGAGAGCGGUGUCGGGCGGUGACUGGGGCGGGAGCUCCACCGGUAUUGGCGGAGCUAAUCCAGGAGGAGAGGGCAUGGGGGGCACCUGCAGCAGUAACAGCAGCAGUAGCGGGGUCAGCACAGCCGGCAACCCCCCCGUCACCUCCUGCUCCUCCUCAACAGCCACCGCUUUGACCAGAGCUUGGGACAAUCAGAAGGGAGAGGGUGAAACAGGGGAAUGGGGCGGAGGAGUAGGAGGACAGGGAGCCCGGGGAGGAUCCUCAUCCAGCGGUGGAAAUUCCAGAAGUGGAAGUGAGCCGAACAACAGUAACAGUCGUCCUCGCCGCCCGGCACCCAGUGCUGAAGGUGCCUUACAGAGCCUGCUCAGCCGGUCUGAUCUGGACCCUCGGGUUCUGUCCAACACAGGCUGGGGCCAAACACAGAUUCGACAAAACACGGCCUGGGACAUGGAAGAUCAUGGAGGACAGAGUAAAGGUGGAUCGACAUCAGCUACAUCGAAACACCCAUCUACUCUCGGUGUUUCUUCUCAGUAUUCCGGUGGACCCAGGACCCUAAUUAAUGAUUCUAUGGGUCCAGGGGUCAAUCCUUCCAUGGUUCCAUCUGCUGGGUCCUCUGGAGAGGGCUGGGAGAGCAGCAGCAACAGUAGCAGUAGUGGGGCUUCUCUAUCUGGGAGGGCCCCACCACCUUCAGGCUCCAACAUGAGGAAUCUUGGCGUCUCACAAUCUGGGCCAGUGACCACAACAGGACCUGGUAUGGGGUCAGGGGUAAUACCAGGACAUAGCCAGCAGGGGAAGGCUACAGGCUGGGGUGGAGGAGGGAUGGGGUCUGGAGAUGGCAAGGAGGCCAAAGGUUGGGGGAACGAGGAAUGGAGGAACAGUAGAGGAGGAAAUGGAGGAGGGUGGGGCGACGUUGGCCAACAGGGUGAUCAAGUGAGUGGAGGCUGGGGAGGGUGUCAGGAGGAGAAAGGGAAAGGGGGGUGGAAGGAGAUGGGAGGAGAUGGAGGAGGCAGUGGGUGGGGAUCAGGACAGAAGGUUGGGGCAGGUAGGGACUGGGGGGAUCAACAGUCCAAAUCAAAUAACGGAGGCGGGGGUUGGGACGAUGAGAGGAAGAACGGAGGAGGAAACUCAGGUGGGGAUUCAGGUGCGGGUGGCUGGGGAAACUGGGACGAAGGCGCUCCCCGGAGAACCUGGGGAGCAGGGGGCACAGGGGGAGGAGGGAGCGGAGGAGGGGGGAUGGGGUCCAAACCCCAUCAAAGUUGGAGCGGAGGAAACAAAAUGCACCAGAUGCCAAACAGCCAGUCGGGCUCCAUCACAGGCCCGCAGGCACAACUGCAACAGCAACAAUCACAGUCCCGCAAUCAGCAUCCACAGCUGCAGCAAGCAUUGGACCAAGGGGCUAUGCAAGGGGGCGGGGCGAGAAAACCCAUCUCCCAAGCCCAGAACCAGAACCAGAACCAGAACCAAAGCUCAGGCUGGACCUCGGGGCCCAUCCCUGGUGGCCCUGGAGGAGGAAGUGGAUCUGAACCAAGCGGUUGGGAGGAACCCUCACCGCAGUCUAUUAGCAGGAAGAAUGAGAUAGAUGAUGGAACAUCAGCAUGGGGAGACCCAACCCGUUACAACUACAAGCCGGUCAACCUGUGGGAUAAGAACAGCGCCCCUGCUGGCCAGCAGCCUCACGGCCAGGCUCCGGCUCCACAGCAGCAACAGCAGCAGCAGCAGCAACAGCAACAGCAACAGCAACAGCAGCAACAGCAACAGCAACAGCAACAGCUACAGCAACAGCAGCAGCAACCGCAACCGCAACAGCAGGGACCUCCAGUACAGCAGCAGCCUAGCAGGCAGCCUGCUGGGCUCGGAGGUAACAGAGACUUCCACACUGGCCAUGGACCUGGGAAAGCUGCAGCAAUGGGUUCGUCAGGUUGGGGCGGUGCUUCUCCAACCAGUCCAACAGUAGACAACGGCACAGCAGCUUGGGGUAAACCUAACGAUACCCCCACUGACUGGGGAGACCCCGAGGACGCAGGAGGGAAGACGACAGGAUGGGGAAACCCUACUCCCAACCCCAUCAAACCUGGUUCAAAGUCUAUGCAAGAUGGCUGGGGGGACAAAGAGAGCUCUGUGGCAGCCUCGCGUCACUCGAGCUGGGAGGAGGAGGAGGAGGGAGGCGGCGGCGGCGGUGGUGGUAGCGGCGGCGGCAUGUGGAACAGCACCGGCUCCCAGGGAAGCGGCUCGUCUUGGGGACAGGGUAGCAACGGGGGCUGGGGUCAGACCCACCCUGGAAAGAAGCCCAGCAGCAAGGGUCCAAUGAAGCCUGGCGGAGGAGACUCAUGGAUGAGCCCCAUCAAUAGACAGUUCUCUAACAUGGGGCUGCUGAAUGAUGAUCCCAGUGGCCCAAACAUUGACCUGGCUCCGGGUUCUCUCCAGGAGAAGAAGAUGGACGCCGAGAAAAGAGGCAUGGGAAUGACAGAUUACAAUGGCGACAUAAGGAAAGGAGGAAGAGUAGGAGUAGGAGGAGGAGGAGGAGGAGUAGGGGGGAUGUCAUACCGCUCACCCGUUUCCAAAGAGGCAGCGCCCGGGGAUGCCGGUUCCUACUACGACAAGACCUUGCCUUUGACCAAUCAGGAUGGGUGCCUUGGGGAGGAGGGUCCUCGCUCUCUGUACUCACCACCCACUGUCUACAAGCCCCAUUCCCUCUUCAACCACACUAUCCCCUUUAGACAAAGCGGCCACGGUAUCUUUGGCAGUAGCGGAGGGAUGGCUCAGUCAAGACACCAGCCCAGCGUCCCACCCAUAAACCAGUCCCCAGGGAUACGAGCGCAAGUGCCUCAUCAGUUCCUGUCGCCUCAGGUGCCAGGCUCCGUGCUGAAGCAGAUGCCCCCUCCCAGCGGGAGCGUGGGGGGUGUUGGCGGUGUGGGAGGAGUGGCAGGAGUCGGGGGAGGUGUGUUCCCUCCACAGCUGUCCCCCCAGCAUAUUGCCAUGCUCAGCAGCAUCUACCCACCUCACAUCCAGUUUCAGCUGGCUUGUCAGCUUCUCCUCCAGCAGCAGCAGCAGCAGCAGCCACAACAGCAGCAGCAACAGCAGCUGCUGCAAAACCAGAGGAAGUUCACUCCGAAUGUGCGACAGCAGGCUGAUCCUCAACAGCUGGCCAGGAUCAUGGCAGUGCUCCAGCAGCAGAGGCAGCAGCAGCAGCAGGUCGGAGGUUUAGGCGGCAGCUCCAGACUCUCCCCCUCCCACCACAGUGGAGGUGGCGGAGGAGGUGCCAAACUGCCCGGGGCUGAUCCCCUGCCCCACCCAGGCCUGGCCAGAUCCGUGGCUGACCUGCACCAGAAAACAAUUGGGCCGUACUCUGGGUUUAGUUCUGGUGUGAAUCUCCCAGGUCUCGACCUAGGCGGCUCUGUGGUAGGGGGGCCUGGGGGCAUGAAGGACCUCGGGGGUCAGCAGUCCCGUUUCAAAUGGAUGAUGGAGGGACACUCCUCCCCAGACACCUCCCCAUCUGAGGACGCAUUCCACAAAAAUGGUCCCGUCACCCCCAUGAAGAUGCCCGGGGGCUCGCCCUACUCUCAGUACGACAUGAUGGUUGGAGACGGGCUGGGUAACAACUGGCAUCGCACCCCUGGCAACAAGAUGGGUAGCAAGCCUACCCCCACUCCCAGCUGGCCCCCUGAAUUCCAGCCUGGUGUUCCCUGGAAGGGAAUCGACCGCGUUGACCCCGAAUCCGACCCCUACAUGACUCCAGGGAGCAUGAUGGGAAACGCGGUGUCCCCCAACCUCAACGAUACUGAGCACCAAUUGUUACAAGACAAUACUGAUUCCACCCCUCCCCUCAACACCUUACUGCCUUCACCUGGUGCCUGGCCCUACAGUGCCUCAGACAGUCCUCUCAACAACGCACACUCAGCAAAGUACACAGACUACAAGACCAGCUGGCCCCCGGAGCCCAUUGGACACAAGUCUUGGAAAGCCAGUCGCGGCAACAGCCAGUCCCAGCUGUCCCGCCCUCCUCCAGGACUAGCCAGUCAAAAGCAGCCGUCGCCUUCUCCGUGGUCAGGAGGAGCCCCUCGGUUGGCUGGCAGGGGCUGGGGCGGCGGCUCGAGCACCACCGCCUCGACCUGGAGUGACGGCAGCUCUCGUGAAAGCUGCUGGUUGGUGCUCAGCAAUCUCACACCACAGAUUGAUGGCUCCACCCUGAGGACCAUCUGCAUGCAGCACGGCCCCCUGCUGACCUUUCACCUCGGCCUGACCCAGGGCACCGCUCUGAUUCGCUAUGGCUCCAAACAGGAAGCAGCCAAGGCCCAGAGCGCACUCCACAUGUGCGUUCUGGGUAACACCACCAUCUUGGCGGAGUUUGUGAGCGAGGAGGAUGUGGCUCGCUACAUUGCACAUUCCCAGGCUGGAGGAGCAGGCAGCGGAGGAACCACCUCCGGCUCUGCGGGCUCCGGACCCAACGCAACUUCCGCAGUGGGGACUAACGGUAAUGGAGGGAGCUGCGACAGAGGCGGAGUGGGAGGCAACAGCGGAGGGGGAGCAGUCGAUGGAGUUUCCACGGCCGGAGGAGCAGGAAACGGAGGGGUCGGGCCCGCCAGCUCCGGAUGGCAGAGUCUGGACAGCACAGGCAGCUCAUCAGACCAGUCUGCCAGCCAGGGGCCCGGGCUGGGCAUCUUCGCCCAGUGGAGCAGCAACGGGGGCGGAGCCGGAGGCAUGGAAGCCGGAAGGCAGGGUCUGUGGGGAGGGAUGGGCGGGAUGAGCGGGGCGGGGUACCCCAGCAGUAGCCUCUGGGGUUCCCCGGCACUCGAGGAUCGACACCAGAUGGGCAGCCCCGCCUCGCUGCUGCCAGGGGACCUGCUAGGCGGGGGGGCCGACUCCAUCUGAGGGUGGGGAGGGGGUCCCGACUGACAUACACACAUGAACAUUUUACACCCAUGUUAUAAAACAUAUGUCACCCUCUGCGUUUAUUUACACGUAGAGGUGACGUGAAUCCAAGCUACACUGGUCACCUAACAUUCAUACUACACACAGGCUACAUGCAGUACACGCACACAUUACUUUCACACAUGAAAACCGCUUAACUUUAAAUGAAGACAACAGUAAAACUUGAACCGGGGAAAAAGGGGAAAUCCAUUAAACUCUUUAGGACUCAACUGGAUAGCUCUUUGUCUUUUUACUCCAAAAAAUCCCACCAUCUGCAUUCAGAGACCCGAUCACUCAGGCAUGCACUGUAGACAGGCUCAGCCAGAGUCGUACAUGUCAACAAGUUUAGCUAUUGCUGUUUUUAGUGUGCCACAGUUGUUGUUUUUGUUUUUUGUUUUUUUUCUUUUCUUUUGUAUUACUAUUUAAUGGUCAAAUCUCAAAAAAAUUCAGACUUGCAGACUGAGCCCUCUUUAGACCUGGCUGGCGUACUUCUGAGUUCCGAGAAGCUCGAGAAGCGGGGAGGAAAGGAUCUGGAGUUUGUAGGAAGGUUUUUUUGGGGGACAGCGCCACACUACUGAGUCAAAUGGACGAUCAGCAAAACCUUUUGAGAUACGGAAAAAGAAGAGCGUUUUCAGUAGGUACCGACACCUCUACCUUGGUGGAAAUAUGCCAUCAACAUGGGACCCAGGGUUUAAAAAAAAAAAAAAAAAAACAAACAACAAAAAACAACAUUAGCCAAACUUGCACUAUAUAUGCCUCUGGGUUUGUUGUUGACACAUCCUCCACAAUCCCUCCAUUAUUAUUAUUAUUUUUCUUUUUUGAAAGAGAGCUACAACAUAACAACUACACAGACCUUACAGGACGACUAAAUGUCACAACAGCAGUGGCCUUGGCUAACACCCAGCGGCCGCCCGCCCGCCAUGUCAGCAGCAUCAUACCUUUCUCAUCAGUUACACACUGCUCUUAUAUUUGACAAGCAAAAUUGUAUCUCCUUGCUGAUGUACAUCGGUUGUUUAUCUUUUUUUUUUCUUUUUUCUGUUUUAAAAGAAAAAGACAAAAUGUGUGAAACUUUGUGGAAAUCCAGAGAUGUCCUUGUUGUUUUUGUUGUUGUUUUGUUUUUUUUUCCUUCAAACACUGACCUCGCUAUUGUAUUUUUUUCUUACUCGAGAAAUCAAGUUGGUUAUUCUAUAUUGUCAUGAUAAUGAUGAUGAUCACUUAUUUACUCGCUGUACAAGGUGCCCUCCUGCCUGCCUGUGUGUGCAUGAAAGGAGCGUUGACAGUAUGACCGAAUGGAGGAGGAAGUGAUGAAGAUAAUGAUGAUGAUGAUAUCGGGAGUGUCUGUGUUAUUGCUACAAUGUUGAAUGUUUUUUUUUUCUUUCUUCUUCUUUCUUGUCCAUGAGAGAUUCAUGAGGUGCGUGUGUGUGUGCUUUUGAACACUUAUCUGCUUCAGUCAGGGAAGUGAAUAGAUGUUUAUCUGACAGCUUGCAUUGAGAGAAAGAUGUGUGCGUGUGUGUGUUGGAUGUAUGUGUGUGUGUGUGUGUGUGUGUGUGUGUGUGUGUGUGUGUGUGUGUGUGUGUGUGUGUACACGUUUGCGUGCUUGAUCACCGGAUAUUGUGAUAGCUAAAAAGUUCAAAAACAUUGGCACUAUUGCAUAUGUCUCUUAAGUUGUGUUUUUUAGCAGCAUUUUGUUCAUUUGUAUUUUUUUUUCUUUCUUCUGUCGAAUGCAAUAAGAAAAUGAUAUUUUGUUUUUAAGACGAAGCAACCAACUGAAGGCAUUUCUAUUAAAGAUGCCAAAUCCUACCAUACCAAGCUGAGCUGGAACAGUGUUUUACAGACACGUUAAAGACAUUACCUGUUUAUGUUUUACUUGUUUGUUUCUUUUUUUUUUUGUUAUUAUGUAUCAAUUUAAAUUAAGUCAGUCUUUAUUAUCACUCCUGUUCAGGAUGUUUUCAUUUAUUUCAGAUGUUACACAAAGGAGAGGAAAUUAAUUUAAAGCGGAAAAGAACAAGAUAAUAAAGGUUGAAUUGAA